AUGGGUAAAUGUUUACAUAUUGCACUUGUGCUGACAGCAGUCGCAGUCAUCUGUCAACUGAUUGGUUUGGCAUCCCCGUACUGGGUCGCUUACGAAUCACCAUCAAUAAAUGCACAUUCUGGUCUAUGGAAAGUGUGUUUUGAAAUUAUUCGGACUGAAAAGACCGAAUGCCAAGAUAUAGAGACUAUGGAGGACUGGUUUAAAGCCGUUCGGGCUAUGAGCAUCCUGGGAUUUCUAGUGCUGUUAGUUCCCGUAGUCCUGCUGCUGUUAAAACUUUUUGUCUUGAAAGAGCAGAAACAAUUACUUCUUGCUGCAAUAGGCGCAGCUUUUGCUGGAGCUUUGUUCAUUUUGAUAUCGAUAGCAGUGUAUUCAGGGAAAAAGAAUGAAAUGUUUGCAUCCAGUAUCUCCAUCAAUUUUCAUUUUGCCUUUGUCUUCUGCAUCAUCGGAAUGCUUGCUGCGAUUGGAUCCGGAGUUGUCAUGCUGGUAGAGAAAAGUAGAGACUGA
Messenger RNA from Saccostrea echinata, 504 nucleotides. Its product is annotated as protein NKG7-like. The transcript has 3 exons. Gene Ontology annotation, cellular component: membrane. The coding region runs from base 1 to 504 and encodes 167 amino acids. The record is from RefSeq and is a predicted model, not a curated record. NCBI's taxonomy places the organism in Eukaryota, Metazoa, Mollusca, Bivalvia, Ostreida, Ostreidae.